GAGCCAUAUAGAGUGAAAACACUAAAUGCUUACCCACGCUUAGAAUUCAAAAAGAUGAACAUGGCCACUGCAAAGGUACUAGCAAAGAGCAAAGAUAGGAGGCUAGCAAUGUUGAGGUUGAAGGUGAAAGAAAAAGUAUGGCCAAACCAUUCAAGAGUGAAGCAACAAUCCAAGAGUGAUGCUCACAAGUCUGGUGCUUCAUUGGGGAGCAAACAAAUCAAAGUGAAGGCAUCCAUGCCUCACGAAGCUAAAAUGCCCAAGGAAAAUGAAGAGAAGACAAGCAUCCCUCAGCCUCUAACUAAGGGCAAAGGAGGCCAUAUCUUUAUUCCUGACAAUGAUGAAGUUUCAUCUAAGGCAAAGGAGGCCAAGAAUGUGGAGGCUCUGAUGAAGAACAUGGAUGAGGCUUCGGCGAAGGACAUGGAGAAGGCUUUGACGAAGAAUAUGGACGAAGCUCUAGUGAGGCUUGAAGCUUGCUGUAAGAUCAUUGCUGAUGAAGCAGAUGAGCCUUCACCACUUGGCAGCAUAAUUGGCUUGAUUGAUGACAUCUUUGAUUGGAAUGAUUUUGCAUCAUUUGCAGCUCAAGACUUUUGCCUUUUGUAUGGAUAUCAGCCAGUCGAGACAGCAACAAAGAGCAAGCCUAAAGAAUCACCGUAUUUUAAAGCCGAUGAUAUUUUCUUGGCGCUAAAGAAGUCUUCGAUUGAAGAAAAUGUUGAGAUUGAAAUUGUUGAGGAAAAAGAAAUUCAAGUAGCUGCCAACAAAGAUAAAGGCAAAAAGGUUGUUAAAGAGCCUAAUCCAAAGUCCAAUGAAGAUAGUGACAUGAAAUCUACCAAGAGUGAUGAAGUAUCAAGAGAUAACCCUUUGCUAGAGAAAGGCAUGCCAUACUUAGCUGUAGCUCCAGAAGAAUCCAUUCCCAGCAAAGAUGAGAUAAAUGUUGAUGAACCAACCAUAUGCAUAGCGAAGAAGGCUGUUAGCUUUGGAAAAAUCAUAUCUGAGAACAAAUGUUUCUUGGUUCCAGCCAAGUUGAGUAAUAGAGAAAACAUGCGCAACAAGGCUAAGAAAGUAUUGAUUGAAAAUGCCUUCAUAAAUCUUUGUGCGACUAUGAGGCACAUGGAAGUAACUCCCUUUGCUGAGAUGGAUGAGGAAUUCUUUCAUUUGUGUAAUGAUGCCAUAGAUGAAGCCAAGAACAUAAACUUUGAAGUUGAAGCUACUUGGGUUGGCGAAGGCAAACCUUGGUAAAGGCAAGUUCAACAUGGCUGGGAGUGGCAUGGUUGGCAACUGGGAUGAGCAGAUUGAGGAGUAGGCGAAGCAUGUUGAAAAUGUACAAAAAUCCUUGGCUGAGAUAAAAGAACUAAUGCUUA
Rubroshorea leprosula is the source of this 1358-nucleotide messenger RNA. Lineage: Eukaryota; Viridiplantae; Streptophyta; Magnoliopsida; Malvales; Dipterocarpaceae. The record is from the annotation of a GenBank genome assembly.